AUGGCUGCAGCUGUAGCUGACGGCAAUGGGGCUUCAACGCCUACGACCGUGGACGACAUAAGCAAACCCCCGGAGGGCAUCGUCGUGCCACCCAAGGAUAUUAGAGCUAUUGUUGAGAAGACAGCCGGAUAUGCCGCUCGAAAUGGCCCAGUUUUCGAACAGCGAAUCCGCGAAAAAGAGCAGAGUAACCCGAAAUUCUCUUUCUUGAGCCCCGGCGACGCCUAUGCAGCAUACUAUCUAUGGCGACUCGAUGAAAUAAAAGAAGGGCGCGGCACCGACGUGUCGGCUGGCCGACCAGGCGAGGCGGUAGUCACUCCAGUACCGGAAAAGCCCAAGGGACCGGCCUCACCGCCAGAGUUUCAUUUCUCGGCGCGAAUGCCCAUAAUCAAUGCACAAGAUUUGGAGGUUGUCAAGUUGACGGCACUUUUCGUCGCCAAAAGAGGGAAAUCGUUUAUGACAUCGUUGUCGCAAAGGGAGGCGCGAAACUUUCAGUUUGAUUUUCUGCGGCCACAACACAGUUUAUACCAGUUUUUUACACGACUAGUCGAUCAGUAUACUAUAUUGUUGACAAAAGAGGGCAUCGAUGCAGAGACUACAGAGAAGCGCCGGCUCGAAGAAUUGGCGACAAAUACAAAAAACAAAUACCAUAUCCUAGACCGGGCCAAACAACGCGCGGAAUGGGUCAAAUAUCAAGAACAACAAAAGCAGAAGAAAGAAGAAGAGGAAGAAAAGGAGCGUAUCGAAUAUGCUCAGAUUGACUGGCAUGAUUUUGCUGUCGUGGAAACUGUUCUUUUCACUGAGGCAGACGAUCAAAUCGAGUUGCCACCGCCCGCUUCCCUUGGUGAUCUUCAGUCGGCAUCUUUAGAACAGAAGGCGGCGAUGUCGCUUAAUCCGCUACGUAUCGAGGAGGCGAUGCCUACAGACGAAGCAGAGCCUGUAUAUUACAAUGCUUAUCCCAUGCAACAAGUCGGUCCUACACCCCAGUUUCAACAGGCUCCUAUACCCGCAGAACAGCAGCAACCCUUCCAACUACCGACUGUACCAACCCCUAUCUCUGCAGCCAACGAAGAAGAAGAGCGACGUAUCCGCGAACGUGCCGAAGCACGAGACCAGGCCUCAGCCGCUCAAGCAGCCGCAAAAGCCCAACCGCCAUCAAUGCGUAUUCGAUCAGACUAUGUUCCACGUGCACAAUCACGAAGGCAACAAAAUGCAGCAGUCACAGCGCUUUGCCCCAACUGUCACCAGCAAAUUCCCGUUGCUGAAUUGGAUCAACACAUGCGUAUUGAAAUGCUGGAUCCACGCUGGAAAGAGCAACGCGAAAAGGCAGAAUCUCGUGCUGCACAUACGAAUUUGAUUACAACAGAUGUCGCGGGUAACCUGAAACGUCUUGCUAGUCAAAGAAGCGAUGUAUUUGACUACGCGAAUGCUCCCACCCCUGCUAAUGCCCCCGGUGGAUACGAAGAAUCCGAGGAAGAAGCACGUCGCAAGAGACUCGCCAUGAUGGCACCUCCCGGCUCAGGAUCAGCAGCUUUCUCAGCACCAGCACCCGGUACAACUGGAUACGAAAGUGCGCCGGGUGCCCCAUCUCAUUUCUCGCACAUGCAAAUGCCGACCGUCGGUCCACCAGCAGCAGGUCCGGGGAUGAUUGGAAGGCCCGGCGGACCUAAUCCACCGACAAUGGAUAUUAAUGAGCAAAUCAGAAAUUUGCAUGAGAGAUAUGGACAUCAUCAACAGCAACCGCCGCCAGGGCAAGGGCAGUAUCAGCAGGGACAAUAUCAACAGGGAUACCCGGGAAGUCAUUAA
Molecule: messenger RNA, 1803 nt
Organism: Talaromyces marneffei
Lineage: Eukaryota; Fungi; Ascomycota; Eurotiomycetes; Eurotiales; Trichocomaceae
Exons: 3
Coding region: 1-1803 (600 amino acids)
Biological process (GO): mRNA cis splicing, via spliceosome; regulation of alternative mRNA splicing, via spliceosome
Cellular component (GO): catalytic step 2 spliceosome; U2 snRNP; U2-type prespliceosome
Molecular function (GO): RNA binding
Source: RefSeq, a predicted model, not a curated record